Molecule: messenger RNA, 567 nt
Organism: Dissoconium aciculare CBS 342.82
Lineage: Eukaryota; Fungi; Ascomycota; Dothideomycetes; Mycosphaerellales; Dissoconiaceae
Exons: 1
Coding region: 1-567 (188 amino acids)
Source: RefSeq, a predicted model, not a curated record
AUGUCCAUCGACAUCAAUGAUGGUCUUCCAGGUCCUUUCAUCGACAGUAACGAUGAAGACGGAAAUCCCGACGUUUCCGUCGACGCAGAUGACUACGCCGAGACGGCCGCGGGGGAUGUUCCGUCCGAUGCCAAUUCCAGGACGUAUCAGAGCGAGGAGGCCUUUCAGCGAGAGAUGGCAGGAUACGUCGCGAAAGUGGACGAUGGUAAUAUGCUUGCGGCGCUGAUCAAGGCGGUGCCUUGUUUGGCGGUUGAUGAGCUCAGCUCACAUCACGUGGAGAACGGCGAGGGCACGAGAAAUGGCGAAUGUAAAGACGCAAAUCAUCCUGCUCGGAAUCUCGAGGACGACAUGAAUGGCGAAGGAAGGUUAAUGAAGAUCAAGCUAUCUAAGCGUGAGAUUCAAUUGUUGGGAUACACGGCUGGGGAAUUGUACUUUCUAAAAGAAUUCUCAAAGCUCAGAAGUUUAUGCCGCGUGGUGUCAGCAGAGUGUGAGGUCGAUACCAAACUCCAAAGUAGCUUGAAGAAAUGGGAAGAGAGAUGCCAGAGGAGGGUCGAGCAAGCAAUCUGA